Messenger RNA from Gigantopelta aegis, 976 nucleotides. RefSeq lists its product as uncharacterized. Lineage: Eukaryota; Metazoa; Mollusca; Gastropoda; Neomphalida; Peltospiridae. The coding region runs from base 29 to 706 and encodes 225 amino acids. The record is from RefSeq and is a predicted model, not a curated record. The transcript is spliced from 2 exons.
ACCAUUUUAUUACUGCAUAUCACUCCCUAUGCAUUUGCGGACAAUUUCUCUCGUAACUCAUACUCUGCUUUCAGUACAGACGCUUUUACAUCUGUUACAAAAAGCUGAAAAGCAAUCUAUUGACGUUUCAUUUGAAAAUGCUGAAGUAUACAACAGACCCUUCACUGUGGAAGUAUACAACAGACCCUUCACUUUGGAAGUAUACAACAGACCCUUCACGUUGGAAGUAUACAACAGACCCUUCACUUUGGAAGUAUACAACAGACCCUUCACUUUCGAAGUAUACAACAGACCCUUCAUGUUGGAAGUAUACAACAGACCCUUCACUUUGGAAGUAUACAACAGACCCUUCACUUUCGAAGUAUACAACAGACCCUUCACUUUGGAAGAGUUUCAGGAUGCUCUUCGUAUAGCCCAUGAUACUUCAGUGAGACACGACAAGCUAUAUGUAUCUGCCAGUUCGUCUUCUGCAACGGUUUCCUCACUGGACGAGGUCAAGUUUGUGCUGGAGAUGGAAGGAGACUCAACAACAUCGUCCACCACAUCGACCUUGUCUUCCGACUCCAGAUCAAACCGUCUGUCCAGAACACUACAGUCUUUGUCUGCCAUGGAAUAUAUCUCUUCCAGUGUACAUUUUUUAAUCUCCAAGCUGACUAACGACACAUUACUGACAGGUCUGCUAUCAGCUUCACAAGGCCUUGGUUGAUCUGCCGGAGAUAGGUUUUCACGACUGGCUAUAUACUACGUUUUCUCCACGUACAGGUAUACGCAACAGUUUAAAAAAUCUUUGAUCAUCAUUCAUAAUGUCUCUAACAGACAAUGCACUGACCAUUUUGUAUACUGUCUGACAGGUGGACUGGACAGAGAGUUUAUAAAGAGUUAACAAUUCUGACAAACACUCGGGAGAGAAAAUGUUUUCAUAUAACACCCAGAUUUUGUGUUGAUGAUGAGUGCAGUUUGGUAUAGAUUUCAUCAG